ACGAACAGCAUCUCACGCAUCUCCCUGGAGGUGUCUCUAUGAAGACAUUCACCCUCCAAGCUCAUAGUUCACGCUAACGUCUUGCCUAGAGAAUGUUGAGAGUGAUCAUAGAAAGGGCUCACCUGAGCCGUUUUCGAUGUUUCGGUGACGUCGCGAGGACGAAGCAUGCUUGGAGUCCCUUACACUUUCAAUUAUUCUAGGUCGUGUUCAGCUCUAUAAAAAGCGUGCUGCCCUUACCCUCGCCCACGUCUCCAAACGCCCCAGUUCAGCCCUUUGCACACCCACCCUUUCACGAGUAAGAUGUGUCGCUGGUUUGCUUUCAUCAGUCACAACCCAGUCCUGCUCGAGGACGUCCUCAUCGACCCUCCUCAUGCGGUAACAAAGCAGUAUGCUCUUAUAUCUUCAUCUACUUCUACGCAGACUAACGUUCAAUAGAGUGCUUGAUCAUUACCUUCCUGGUUUGAUCCAUCAGACGCCUGGGGAAAGCAAAGAUGAAAUUGAAGCUGCUCAAAAAGAUGUUCAGCUGAGAAACAUCAUGUAUAACAUCGAUGGCUUCGGUGUAGCGUGGUACACGACUGCUCGUGCCGAGUUCGAGCCCGAAUUUACCGAAGGACCUCGUCCGGCGAUGUACAAGACUGUCGCUCCUGUCCUCACGGACCCGACAUUCACUUUUGUUUGUGGCAAUACCUCCUCGAAGACUAUCCUCGCGCACGUCCGCGCGGCGAGCGCUCCUCCUAUCGUGCCGACCAAUAACCACCCUUUCAUAUUCGGUCGCCACAGCUUCAUGCAUAACGGCGGUGUGACCAACUUUGGCAAGAUUCGUCAGGCCGUCAUCUCGAAGAUCAGCAAAGAGAACGUCGCGAUGAUCCAGGGCAACUCCGACACUGAGCACGUCGCUGCGCUUUACUUUACGCGUCUGGGAGAUACAUCUAUCACGCACCCUGUCGAGCACAUGCGAGAUUGUUUGGCAUGGGCAAUCAAGACCGUGCAGGAUAUUCAGGCGCAGGUGCUGACUCCAGAGGAGCUCAAGCAAUCCGCUAACUCCCUGAACCUCUGCACUACCGACGGAGAGCAGAUGGUCGCCGUCCGCUGGCGCAACUCUGACGUCCAACAGCCCCCCAGCCUCUACGUCUCCACUACCGCCGGCGUCAAACUCAAUCGCAAGCACCCCGGCUCGAGCACUGACGGUGUCAGGACCCCACAGGAACUCACUGAGCAGAUCGGGUCUGCCAGGGAGUUGAGCCAUGAGAAGAAUGCGCAUGGGUUGCACCUGAUCGUUGCAUCUGAACCGUCGACGUGGGACCCGAAGGACUGGAAGUUGAUUGACAAGAACGACUACGUGAUGGUGGACAAAGACAUGAACCUGACGGUCGACGCGUUGAUGUUGCCAGAGUGAGUGCUGAGGGAUGGACAGACAGAUGAUACAGGUCUUUGAAUCUAGGGUGUCUCGUACGGACUAUGUGGAGUACCGAUCGCACGAUGUUUCUUGGGACAUACACGUGUUGUCAGCUUCGAAGUUAGGUUGUGUUACGACUUACGCUCACCUGCGUGCGAUUUAAUGUAAAGUAAACUCUGAGCGUGUAC
Stereum hirsutum FP-91666 SS1 is the source of this 1584-nucleotide messenger RNA. RefSeq names its product N-terminal nucleophile aminohydrolase. The record is from RefSeq and is a predicted model, not a curated record. Lineage: Eukaryota; Fungi; Basidiomycota; Agaricomycetes; Russulales; Stereaceae. Bases 389 to 1396 code for a protein of 335 amino acids. The transcript has 9 exons.